Messenger RNA from Sipha flava (yellow sugarcane aphid), 1273 nucleotides. It is a transcript of the gene Scp2, whose product is annotated as calexcitin-2. Gene Ontology annotation, molecular function: calcium ion binding. The record is from RefSeq and is a predicted model, not a curated record. Lineage: Eukaryota; Metazoa; Arthropoda; Insecta; Hemiptera; Aphididae. Bases 355 to 918 code for a protein of 187 amino acids. The transcript is spliced from 7 exons.
CGCCGCACACGGACGCGUACGUACACGGCCACGCACGCACACACGGAACCGCGCAAACGCAAACGCAGCGCACUACGGUCGGCUACGACGGCACUGGAUCGCCGCAGCGCACCGCUCACAGCAGUCAACCGCGUUUCCGGACACCGACGGCCACUGAGACGGCGGCAGUAACCAACACCAGGCAGAGGAAGAAGCGUCAGCAGCGCAGCUAAAAACCACCACCACAACCACCACCACCAUCACUACCACCUCGUCGGCGCAACAGUUAUUCCGUCUAACUCGACCGCGUCCCCCGCAGCCGCACCGCAGAUAAACAAUUUGAAUAUCAGGGAAAACUCCAAAAAGCAAACAAUUAUGUCUUCGAUUUCACAGUUCAGAAAGAAUAAGCUCAUGUAUGUCUUCAACGUCUUCUUCGACGUCAACGGCAGCGGCACUAUUGACAAGAAAGAUUUUGAGAUUGCCAUCGAAAGAUUCUGUAAUCUGCGAGGCUGGAGCGGUGAUUCGGAAAAAGUAGAAAAAACUCGAUCUUGUUUGCUGAAGGUUUGGGAUGGUUUGCAGUCUGGUGCUGAUAAAGAUCAAGAUGGUCAGGUAACACAAGAUGAAUGGUGCGCAAUGUGGGACGAAUUUUCCAAAAACCCAAGCGCACCUCAAGAAUGGCAAACGCAAUACAUGAACUUCAUGUUUGAUCUGGUCGAUACUUCAGGAGACGGUUCCAUUGACGAAGCAGAAUUCUGCGAAGUUUGCCAAAAUAAUGGCGUGCCUGCUGCGGAAGCUGCGGAUGCAUAUAGACGAUUCUCAAAGGGCGGCACAAUUCAAGUCUCUCACGACGAAUUCGCUAAAUACUGGGUGGAGUUCUUCGCUUCCGAAGAUCCCGUGGCUUUGGGCAACUUUAUCUUCGGCAAGACAUCGUUCAACUAAACAACAAGAAUUUCGAAAAAUGAAUCGUCUUCUUCGUGUUUUUUUUUCUUUAUAAACUAAUAUUUUAAAAUUGUGACUGCAAGAAAUCACAUACUUAAAGGAUGAUGUUUGAAACGAUAGAUCCUCUUUAGAUAUCAUAAUAUAUUAUAAUAUUAUAUUCUACUUAGAUAUUUACAAACGUAGUAAUUAUAUUAAUUUUAGACUAACAUACACUCUUAGUCAAUUCUUCGUACAUAUUUCGUUUAACUUAUUGUAAUAAAAUGUAUAAUGUUCAAUAUAAUUAAUAAUUUUCGAAAAAUUAAAUUACAAGCAAUACAAAUAAACAGCGGUUAUUAUUGGUCUGAAACUUUAUAUA